This is a messenger RNA of Drosophila sechellia, 408 nucleotides long. RefSeq lists its product as uncharacterized. Lineage: Eukaryota; Metazoa; Arthropoda; Insecta; Diptera; Drosophilidae. Bases 39 to 317 code for a protein of 92 amino acids. The record is from RefSeq and is a predicted model, not a curated record. The transcript has 2 exons.
CAACAAGUUACAGAUAGCAACCAGAAGUCAGCAGCAAGAUGGUCCCCUCACGUAGCGUGUCAAUCCUCGCUGUGGUGCUAGCAAUUCUUUUGGCCUCCAUGUUUACUGAAGCGCAGAUCCUGGGCCGCGGCCAAUGCCGCCUCACCGCCAUUCGAGUGUCCGCUGGCGGGACAGUGUGCGAGAGACUCUGCUUCCGAAAAGACUACCGCGGUCCGCCGAACCUCUGCCGCCGCAUCCCCAGAGAUGCAGUGGUUCCUGUCUGCUCGGGUGGAUGCUGCCGCAGCGGUCCCAACUGCCUGCAGCUGCUUUACACAUAAAGUACUUGGAUAAGAUGCAGCACGUUUCAUCAAUAGUUUAGAUUUUAGUCGUACAUUCAGAAAAAGUCACUGGAAUGGGGCGCCCGCGGCU